AUGGACGCUGCCAAAUUGAACGAUAAAUUUGAAUUUCUGCUUAAUUUAAUUCCAACGCAGUUCUACUUUAGUCAGGAAGCUGCUACUGUGAAUAAGAAGUAUUUCAAGCAAUCCUCCAACAAGAACAAGCUACAGGCCAAGUUGGCUAGGGUGGAAGAGGCUGCACCCAGAGCACAGGAUAUCGAUGACAGUGCCAGCUUGCAAGACCUGGCUACUGAUUCCACGACCCAGUCACCACUCCCACUCCCACUGCCAUCACAAUCCACUCACUCCCAGCUCAAAUCGAAACUCACCAACAAACUCACUCAAUUCGAGCAUAAAAGGAAUGUCGACCACUCGCUCUCCUCCAAGGAGUCGUUGCUUGAAAACAGGAGACAGCGCAACUUGAAAAAGGACAAGAAGGAGAAGAAGUCUGAUGUGAAACAGUUGAAGCAGGCGCAGCAAACGCAACAGCCGCAAAAGGGCGAUGAAGAAGACGACAAGAGCUCAUCCUCGUUGCAAUUCUCCUCUUUGCAGAAUAUCAACAAGUCUCCUAAACAGCCUAAGCAGCCGUCAAACCCCAAGCAGGCAUUGCAGAAACUCGAGGCGGCCAAGCAGAAGAACACGGAGCUUGACGCUGAUACUAAAGCAGCCAAAGAGGAUGACUCGCUUUGGAAAUCAGCCUCGGCGAAAGCCCAAGGAGUUAAACUUAACGACGACGAGGCAAAGCUGAAGAAACAAAUCAAGAGAAACACUAAGCAGAAAGCUAAGUCAGCUACUAAUUGGAACGACCGCAAGAAGAAUCUCGAGAAGAGUAUGGCUACCGCGCACAAGAAGAGGUCUGAUAACAUCGCAAAUCGCAAAUCUGCUGGCAAGUCUGGUAAAGGGGGCAAGUCUGGUGACAAGAAAGGCGGUGCUAAGAGAGCUGGGUUCGAAGGCAAGAUUAGCAACAAGAAGAAAACGGGUGGUGGUGCUUCCAAGAGCAAGUGA
Molecule: messenger RNA, 969 nt
Organism: Wallemia ichthyophaga EXF-994
Lineage: Eukaryota; Fungi; Basidiomycota; Wallemiomycetes; Wallemiales; Wallemiaceae
Product: Ribosomal RNA-processing protein 14
Exons: 1
Coding region: 1-969 (322 amino acids)
Biological process (GO): ribosomal large subunit biogenesis; ribosomal small subunit biogenesis
Cellular component (GO): nucleolus
Molecular function (GO): RNA binding; DNA binding
Source: RefSeq, a predicted model, not a curated record